Messenger RNA from Lasiosphaeria miniovina, 462 nucleotides. RefSeq names its product ribosomal L28e family protein. The transcript has 5 exons. Gene Ontology annotation, biological process: translation. Gene Ontology annotation, molecular function: structural constituent of ribosome. Lineage: Eukaryota; Fungi; Ascomycota; Sordariomycetes; Sordariales; Lasiosphaeriaceae. The coding region runs from base 1 to 462 and encodes 153 amino acids. The record is from RefSeq and is a predicted model, not a curated record. Gene Ontology annotation, cellular component: cytosolic large ribosomal subunit; ribosome.
AUGUCGUUCCCUAACGUUUCCGCAGACCUCAUCUGGGAGGUGACCCGCAGCCAGAAUGCCUUCCUCGUGAAGAGGAAGACCACUGGUGGUCUCCGGUUCUCCCGCGACCCCUACAACUUGGCUAACGUCCACUCGCGCAAGCAUGCUGGUUUCGUCAACGAGAAGGCUGUCGGGGUCGUCCCCAAUGAGAAGGGCGGCGUUCAGGUCAUCACCAAGAAGGCCGGUGCCGGUAACAAGCCCUUGACGGGCCGCUACACCGUCACCUAUGGUGGCAACAAGUCUGCCAGAAAGACUUACAAGAACAUUGCGACUCAGACCGCCAAGUCAGGUUACCGCGCAGACCUCCGCCAGACCGCCGUUGCCCGUGCCAGCGCCAUCCGCAAGUCCCAGAGACCUGUCAAGGCCUCGCCCGAGAAGAAGCAGAGGGGCAACGCUGCCAAGAAGGCUGCUGCUGAGAACUAA